Messenger RNA from Scomber japonicus (chub mackerel), 2599 nucleotides. It is a transcript of the gene marcksa, whose product is annotated as myristoylated alanine-rich protein kinase C substrate a. Gene Ontology annotation, molecular function: actin filament binding; calmodulin binding. The record is from RefSeq and is a predicted model, not a curated record. The transcript is spliced from 2 exons. Lineage: Eukaryota; Metazoa; Chordata; Actinopteri; Scombriformes; Scombridae. Gene Ontology annotation, cellular component: cytoplasm; plasma membrane; actin filament bundle. Bases 348 to 1169 code for a protein of 273 amino acids. Gene Ontology annotation, biological process: actin filament organization; central nervous system development.
GACUCCGCAUCUUAUUAGCAACAAGGGAAAUUUCUCCAUUUUGCAGCCUGUCUACAGCGACACGGCCACCGAUCUGGGAUUUUAUUACUUCUCCUCACCUGCCAGCUUUUCCUGCUAUUUUGAAUCCUCCCCACUCUUUACUGGACUUUGCUUUACAUUUUCUCUGUGAACUUUUUUUUGGUGUGUGCAGACAGAGAGAGAGAGAGAGAGAGAGAGGGGAAGAGAGAGAGAGAGAUAGAGAGAGAGAGGAGACACCACAGCGAAGAGCUUUGCGUUUCAACAAAGAGGCUUGUGGGUCUUUGUUCGUUUUUUGGAUCGGUUGAGUUUCUUUGUUGGAGCGAAAAAGCAUGGGAGCGCAAUUGUCCAAGACAGCUGGAAAGGGCGAAACCGUGGCCGAGAAGCCCGGGGAGGCUGCUGCUUCACCCACCAAGACCAACGGACAGGAAAACGGCCAUGUGAAAGCCAACGGGGACGCCUCUCCUGCAGCGGCCGAGAAUGGCAAAGAGGAGGUGCAGGCCAACGGCAGCGCCACCGCAGAGGAGGCUCCCAAGGAGGAGGCCGAGAAGGCCGAGGAGGCCCCAGCAGAGAAGGAGGCUGCAGAUGGGGAGAAGGUAGAGGCAGCAUCUCCUGCUCCUGCUGAGGGAGAGGCGGCGGCGAAAGCAGAGGACGGCGCCACACCUUCCACCAGCAAUGAGACGCCCAAGAAGAAGAAGAAGAGGUUCUCCUUCAAGAAGUCCUUCAAGCUGAGCGGCUUCUCCUUCAAGAAGACCAAGAAGGAGACGGGAGAGGGAGGCGAGACCGAGGAGGCCGCCGCCGCAGCAUCCACAGAGGAGGCCAAGGCCGAAGCCACGGAGGAGGCGCCAGCGGCGGCUGCUAGUGAGGAGGCCAAGCCCGCUGAGGGAGAGGCUGCACCUGCUGCAGAGCAGGCCAAAGAGGAGGCCAAGCCUGAGGAGGCAGCAGCACCUGCAGCAGAGAAACCUGCUGAGGAGCCCAAGGAGGCGGCGGCAGAGGCCGCGCCCGCAGAGGAGCCAAAGGCAGAGGAGAAGCCAGCAGAGCCCGCCGCCGCCGCCACCGAGGAGGCGCCCAAAACAGAGGAGGCCGCCCCUGCGUCACAGGAAGCAGCGUCAGCGGAGGCUCCAGCUGCCCCCGCCGCCGAGGCCGCUGAAUAAUUUUUGGAGGUUAGAGAGGAAAAAGAAACAGAGAAAAAAAAGGAGAAAAAAAGAUAAUCAAAGAACAUUUCCCUGUUUGUAUGUUGGAGUGACGCCAGGCGCUGGCUUUGAAGAACUUGUCUACAACCAGGGAUAUUUUAAAGCUUUUCUUUUUUCUUUUUUUCUUUUAAAUAAUUUUUUGGUUUCCAUUCCCCCCCUCUUCACCCCCUCCCCACCCCUCUUACCCUCUUACACAAAACCCAUCUUGGUCCAUUGUUACUUCCAUUCCAACGGGCUAGGGGAAGGUGGGUGGCUUAAAUAUGUAAAACAGAUUAAUAACAUCCACACUCUGCCAUAUAUUUUUCAUCAGUAUUAAAGUUUUUUUUUUUUCUCCCUCUUUGAAUUUUUAUACAAAAAUGUAAACAGAAUGGUAUGGACAUGCCCAUGGUAUGAAGGAGAAAGAGGAGGGGGGUGGGAGCUGUAAAUGAAGAGGGAGGAAGGGGUCAGGGAGGGCAAAGGGGGGGAGGGAGGGGGCUGGGAAUGUGGGAAAUGUGCCACAGACUAUUAUGAAAAGAGUAGUCUUAAAAAAAAAUCUAUACACGCCAUGAGAGGACCAUACAGUUUACAACACUACGUCAUCCUAGGAUCAACAACAACAACAACAACAACAAAUUUUCCAAUUCCCAGAUUUAGGAUUUUUUUAGGAAGUCAUAUAAUAAACUCAUAGGAGCUUUUCACUUCUCAUUAGCUGUACCAGUCAGUGAUUCAGUAGAAAUACAAGUUGUAUAGGCUUUAUUGUUUAUUGUUGGUUUUAUGACCUUAAUAAAAAAAAUGUAAGUAUGUAUAGGCGGGGUGUUUUUAACUGUGAUUAUUGUACAAAAUGAAAAAAAAAACAACAAACAAACAUCUUGGAUCUCAAGAAGCACAUGAAGUUUGCAGCUCUUUUUUCCACCUGCUCAUCUUUUUUGUAAAGAUAACAAAACAUACACACUCACACACACACACACACAGAAACAAACACACACACACAAACACACACAUACACGAGAGAAAGUCAUCCUGGGUGAAAAAGACCUUUUUUUCCGAAGCAAUUUUCAAAUAAAAGAGAAAUAAAAACCCAAGCUGUGAUACAAGUGGAAUGGUUAACUGUUUAUAUACUGUGGUAUGUUUUUUUGAUUACAGCAGGCGAUGCUUUUUCAGUGGUCUUUUGACACAUUUAAGGAAUCUAUCAGAUGCAAAUGUUUGUGUAGCAUCUUGUCUCUCUACUCUCUCUCUCUUUUAUUUUCCUUUUGUAAAUACUGGAGAAGCUUUGACCAAUUUGACUUAGAGAUGGAAUGUAACUUUGCUUACAAAACAAACAAAAAAAAAAUUGCUAUUAAACUCCUCUGCUUAAGGUGUUCUAAUUUUCUGUGAGCACACUAAAAGCAAAAAUAAAUGUGAAUAAAAUUUGA